Molecule: messenger RNA, 516 nt
Organism: Histoplasma capsulatum G186AR
Lineage: Eukaryota; Fungi; Ascomycota; Eurotiomycetes; Onygenales; Ajellomycetaceae
Exons: 2
Coding region: 1-516 (171 amino acids)
Source: RefSeq, a predicted model, not a curated record
AUGCUUAAAUCUGCCAAGAUCGGUCCCCAACGUCCACUGUCACCUCCGCUGCCAGAUUUCAAGUUUUCUGGAUGGAGUUUGAUUGAAUAUCCUCGCAAAGAUCCGAAGAAUUACCCCUCAGCUUUCCUGCACAUGCUCGAAUCAUGCAAGGCUAUGGGGGAACGGCACAAGGCUGAAGAGAAAACAACGCUGAAACAUUUGUCCCACCCUAGUGUUCUGGAAACGGCGCAGGAAAUUUCUGCAAAAAUGCAGCAUGACUUCCGUGCUAUUCCUUUUCUAGUAAAUCCUCUAGCUACCGCAAAAACUAUUCGAACGUGGGGCCUAAAGUCCGGGGGGCUACUCCGUACUUACGAGAAAGAGGACGAAUUCUGGAACUGGACCGGACCUGAAGCAUCCUCCAGAUAUGCCGUCGGAUUGCUGAUCAACAAUCCCCUGAUACGGCUGCUAAUUAUUUGCAGGCUCAUCGAAAUACCGCGCAGCCUCGCGAUCGGCAACUUGAACCUUUUUUUUGGGUGA